AAAAAACAAUAAGAUUGAGUGAUCAUGGUGAGUGUUAAGAAGAUUAUGCAGCAACAGCUGGCUUUGAGGAUGAUGUUAAUCGUCGUUUUAGCGGCGGCUUAUUUGGUUGUCGCAGAUCCUGAUCAUGAACAUGACGACAAGAACAACAACAACGAGGUCAUUAACAGAAAGCUGAUGAAAUUAGAGCCGCAGCCAAACUGUGGUGGACUAGGUGCUUAUUGUGACCAAGCCAAUUGGUGUUGCGGAAACCUUGAAUGUAAGCGCAACCCGAGAAUUACGGACGGCACAAGAGUGCUACCAGAGAUUGACUCAUUUAUAUUGAAUCGAGAUGAUGUAUCGUCUAAUGUUGUCACUUGUCACUACCGAUGUUGAUACAAUUAUGAAAGAUAAGUCUCGCAUAGUUGAUGAUUUUAUUAAUGACUAAGAUGAUGAAACUUUAGAGGAGUACGUUGAAGAGGAAUGUUGACGCAUUUGAGGCCCCAGCAACAAAGAUAAAGCAUAGCCGGUGGUGGCAAGAAGCAAGGUCAACCAACUCCAUUACACUUGCCUUGUCCACAAGUUCCUGACCAGUCUGUGAUUCCUGGGUUGCGCUUACAUUCAAGGUUUCCGCAACACCAAUUGGCUUGGUCACAAUAAGCACCUAGUCCACCACAGUUUGGCUGCGGCUCUAAUUUCAUCAGCUUUCUGUUAAUGACCUCGUUGUUGUUGUUGUCAUGUUCAUGAUCAAAAUCUGCGACAACCAAAUAAGUCGGCGCUAAAAUGACGAUUAACAUCAUCCUCACGGCUAGCUGUUGCUGCAUAAUCUUCUUAGCA
Messenger RNA from Morus notabilis, 813 nucleotides. RefSeq lists its product as uncharacterized. The record is from RefSeq and is a predicted model, not a curated record. The transcript is spliced from 2 exons. Lineage: Eukaryota; Viridiplantae; Streptophyta; Magnoliopsida; Rosales; Moraceae. The coding region runs from base 25 to 372 and encodes 115 amino acids.